AUCUGUCUUUUCGGCAAUAGUUCCGCGUGAGUCUGACGAGGUAUGACAGAAUAAUAUUUAGUUUACUGAGUUCUCCAAACCCGUCACUGGAAUGGCCUCUGCAUCGGGAUGGUGCCUGUUAUUAUACCUGAGUUUCUGCGUGGCGUGGAUGGACGAGAGGCCCGUUCUCGAAUCCCAAGAUGGACAUCUUAUAAUCUCUAGCGCAAAAGACAGAAAUAUCACAUUGAAGAUAAUAGGGGGCGGUUUUGUGAACGUUAACGAAAUCAAUCUGCUUCACGUAGCAUCGGCGGCGCAAAAUGCGACGCGAGUCAUCGACAGAUGGCGAAUGGGAUACUUGGCUGAAAUGGAGAAUUCUCUUCAGCAACUAACGACUAUAGUGACAGGCUCCACAGGUUUGCAGAGAAGAGUCGCUACGCUCGAGAGAAACAUAGAUGUAAACGGCACGAAUGCCGAGAACAGAUCACGUUUUAACAAUAUUUCGGGCUUUACAAGAGCUAACAUCCGUCGUAUCAACAUGCGAAUCAAAGCAUUGGAAGAUUCGCUGAGAGCUUUGCAAACCUUGCUCCGAGAGAACGAGUGUCAGAGCAAUCCGUGUCAAAAUGGCGGUACAUGUGAAGAUCUCUUCGAUGGCUAUCAGUGUCACUGUCCAUCAAAUUGGGAGGGUCCAGAUUGUCGAACAGACGUUAACGAAUGCGCGAGAUUUUACGGCACAGAUCUUGGAUGUCAAAAUGGAGCUUCAUGUCACAAUUUGCCUGGAUCUUUUCGAUGCGACUGCUUGCCGGGAUGGUUUGGUCUUCAUUGCACGCAGAAGACAUCGAUUUGCAAUACAGAAAACUCCGGGGCGCUCUGCGGCGAACAUGGUGUGUGCGUCACAAAAAGCAGUAGCUCUCUCGGAUAUACGUGCAUCUGCGAUCAAGGUUGGGAGAGCGACGGCACGAAUCCGGCUUGCACUAAGGAUGUGGACGAAUGCGCUGCGUCUCAUCCUCCUUGUUCUGUGAAUCCACGAGUGAUGUGUCUCAAUACGCUCGGCUCAUUCAGUUGCGGCGCCUGUCCGCACGGUUAUACCGGAAAUGGUUAUUAUUGCACUGACAUCGACGAGUGUUCGAUCAACAACGGUGGCUGCAGCAUCUCGCCUUAUGUGCAAUGCAUAAAUACAAUGGGUUCCAGAAUGUGCGGCUCCUGUCCUCCGGGAUAUCGCGGCGACGGGAUCAGUUGCAUUUUUGUCGGCGGUUGCGCCAUCAACAACGGCGGUUGUCAUCCAUUAGCCACUUGCACCGAAAAUCCAUCGCUCACGAGUUCUUACGUGCUUUGUCGCUGCCCGUCGGGCUACAUCGGCAAUGGAAUGGGACCAAACGGCUGUCAAUUAGUUGAUGUGGUUAAUACAGCGUGUUCCAGCAAUCCCUGCGUGAACGGUACAUGCGUUCCAAACGGUGCAAAUGGCUUCACUUGCAUAUGUAACGCGGGAUAUACAGGAACCACAUGUAAUAUACGACCCUAUACGGCCGAUCCGUGCUGGUCGAAUCCGUGUCGUAACAGCGGUACCUGUGUCGUUUUAAACGGACAGGCAACGUGUCAGUGUACGUCCAGCUUCACGGGAAAUAGGUGCGAAACACCGCGACAGACGUGCGGCGGUGUGACACGAAACCCCACGGGAACACUUCAAUUUCCUAUGGACGGUAGUACCUAUCAGCAUGGAUUGAGCUGCGCCUGGGUGUUGAUCACGGAUCCUUCGAAAGUCUUGAACGUCACCUUCACAGCUUUCAAUCUCGAAGAUUCCAGGGAGUGCAAGUUUGAUUUUCUACAGAUACACGAUGGCAGAAACGCUGGCAGUCAAAUGAUCAACAGAUUUUGCGGUAACACGUUACCGAACGGAAACGGGAACAUUAUCUCGUCCCACAAUACCCUUUACUUAUGGUUCCAUUCGGAUAGUAGUAUAUCUCACGACGGAUUCACUUUUCAUUGGAACAGUAUCGAUCCUGUUUGCGGAGGUAAUUUGGAAGAUAAUUACGGUACAAUAACGUCUCCAGGGUCUCCAGGAAGAUAUCCCCCGAACAGGGAUUGUUUAUGGAGAAUUUCGAUUGCUGAUUCAAAAAGAAUUCAAUUCCACUUUGGACAAGUGAUGCUCGAGCAAAAUUGCACAAAGGAUUACUUAAAGGUUCUGGGCGCAGAGCACGAACUUUUAGGACUUUAUUGCAAUCAUACUCGUCCACCACCUCUGGUCACUCCGAGUUCUAUAGCACGGGUCAUUUUUCAUUCCGACGAGGACGGUCAAGAUGCUGGUUUCCAAAUUCAUUACUCGCUGAUUGAAGGUAUACCCGGUUGUGGUGGAACGUUUACUACUCCCAGCGGCGUGAUUCAUCCGCCUGGACGGUCUAAUUAUUCCCCAAAUAUGGAAUGCGAAUGGAAGAUACAGCUACCAGAAGGCGAACGAAUAAAAGCGUCAUGGUCACAAUUCGAACUCGAGACAUCCUACAGUUGUCAAUUUGACUCUGUUGAGGUUUAUGAUGGGCCUAGCACGGAUUCUCAAUUACUCGGUAGAUACUGCGGAUCGGUUCUACCGCCGACCAUCAAAUCCACCUCGAACACUUUAGUUAUCAUCUUCAAGUCCGACUGGUCAUAUGAAUUGGAAGGAUUCGUAUUGUCGUACGACACCUUGUGCGGCGGCGAGUUCCGCGACGAAACCGGAAUCAUCAAGUCGCCCUUCUAUCCGGAGCCUUAUCGCGAAUCGAAAACGUGUAUCUACGAGAUCAUACAACCGACAAAUAAAAGAAUCGUAUUGACCAUAGAGGACUUGGAAAUCGAGGGUAGGAAUUCAGAAUGCUACUACGAUUACCUCGAGAUUUACGAUGGCGAUAGCGAAAACUCAACGAAACUCGCCACGCUAUGCGGCAAUCGUGAAAGCAUGUCAGAUAAUUCUUAUUAUUCCGCAUACAAUUAUAUGUACUUGAAAUUCACGACUGACAACAGUGUCGAAAAUCGGGGCUUCAAAGCCAAUUACACAACCCUCAAUCGCAGAUGUGGUGGAUUGUUGAAAGAGACGAGCGGAGUAAUCCAACCACCUAUUGAAGAUGGACUGUAUGUCAAUAACGAAGAGUGUAUCUGGACCAUCAAAGCACCACCGGGACACAUAAUACAACUCACCUGGUUGUCGUUUCAUUUGGAAAAUCAGCGUGAUUGCAGACAUGAUUACGUCAAACUUUACGAAAACUACAUUUCACUUAACGAAAAUGUAACAGCAACAUAUUGUGGUAAUAAUAAACCAACCGACAUGACAACAGAGGGUUCCACACUUACCAUAGUUUUCCACACUGAUUCGAGUAUCAGAUACGAAGGAUUUGUCGCCUCGUACACCUUUGCGGACGCAUCGAAGGUCUGCGGUGGUCGUUAUUUGAAACCGUCCGGAUUUAUUAGAUCGCCAAAUUAUCCAGAAGUUUAUCUAAACAACAAAGAUUGCGUUUGGAUCAUCCAGGCCGAAAACAAACAUAGAAUUAUUCUUACGGUUGAGUACUUCGAAAUAGAGAAACAUUCGUCUUGUUCAUUCGAUUACUUGGAAAUCAGGAACGGUGGAUAUGAAUCCUCGCCGUUAAUCGGCAAAUACUGCGGCACCGAUAUACCCACCGAAAUACCGAGUCAGACUAAUCAACUCUACAUUAGAUUUUUUUCGGACUAUUCGAGAUCGCUGAGAGGUUUCGAGAUAAAAUGGGACAGUACCACGGAAGGAUGCGGCGGUACGUUGUCCGGGAUCAGCGGCGACAUUAUAUCACCGAACUAUCCCGAACCUUACACUGACAACGCGGAUUGUUAUUGGAAGAUCGCUGUGGCGGCAGGUAAUUUGGUGGAAAUCGUGAUACUGGAUCUCGAACUCGAGUCGAACUUACGGUGCAGAUAUGAUUUUAUCGAAAUAUUCGACGGCAUUUUGCACCGCACAAAUAAAAGACGUUACUGCGGCGGAACGUAUCCGAAGAUCAUUCAGUCCAAGUCCAACGAAAUGACCAUUCGGUUCCGCAGCGAUUUUUUGACUUCUGCUCGCGGUUUUCAUAUACAAUAUCAAACGCGAUGUCACAACAAAUUAAGCGGUUCCCACGGCGUGAUAGAGUCGCCGAAUUUCCCCAACGAGUACGCGCAUUCGACGAACUGUAGCUGGACCAUCGAGGCUCCGAUUGGCAACACAAUCAAUCUAACUUUCUCGCAUUUCGAUCUCGAAGAACCGCGUAAAAGAGAAGAACAACAAAAUUGUGGAUACGACUAUCUUCUAAUCACGGAGGGUGAACAAGACACCUCCAACACCGAGCUAGGUCGAUACUGCGGAACUGUCGAUCUUCCGUUAAGGAUCCACUCGACGCAACAUCAAGUAUUCAUAAAGUUCAUCACGGACCUAUUUAUCGCUUUCGCCGGUUUUCGACUCGAAUGGGUUGUGCACGGCUGCGUCGAACAUUUUACUAAACCGUACGGCGAGUUUACAUCACCCGGAUACCCAUUGUCUUAUCCGACGAAUGUUGACUGCGAAUGGUUGAUUGAAGUGGAUCAUAUGCACAGCAUCGAGCUCACUCUUCACGAAAUAAACACCGAGAACCGCAAGGGAUGUUACUUUGACAAACUUCAAAUCUACGGCGGUGAGGAUGUUGACGCGCCGAAAUUAGCCGAGCUCUGUUACUCAGACAAACCGGUGAUCUAUACCAGUCCCGGGAACAAAAUGUUUGUGAAGUUCCACUCGGACAUAUCGUACGCCGGCCGUGGGUUUAACGCCACUUACAGAACCGUACCCAUCGAAUGCGGUGGUAAAUUCACAUUGAACUCGGGCGUCAUUCACUCGACCAAUUAUCCGCAGAAUUAUCCAAAGAUUCAGAAUUGCGAGUGGCUGCUGGAAGUCGACAGCAAUCAUGUUAUAAAUCUCACUUUCACGGACUUCGAUAUCGAGAAUAGUAGGAAUUGUUCCGACGAUUACGUUAAGAUCUUUGAUGGACCGACGAAAGAUGACCUGUCCCUAUUGGGAUGGCAUUGCGGUAACACGCUGCCGCCGACUUAUAUCUCGCGUAGCAAUCAAAUGUUAGUGGUUAUGCGAACCGACAUGAUGAUUUCAGCCAAAGGAUUCAUGGCACAGUUUCGUAGAGCCUGCGGUGCUCGUAUAAUUGUGAAAGAUCACGGUUUUCUUACGCCCCCGACUAGCCACAAUGACGAAUACGACACCAAUAAUUGCACGUGGACCUUGAUAGCUGAAAAUCCAGAUGACCACGUGACUAUUAUCUUCACGCAUAUGGAGAUCGAUCCGAAUGAUUUGACCACCAUGAUAGUUCACGAUGCGACGAAUCCUUUGAUUAUAAAUCCAUGUGCUUGGGUCUCUCUUCAAGUGUUCGAAGGUGAAAACACGGACGGUCCGGUUUUAGGAACGUGGUGCAACAAUGUUACACCGCCGCCAGUUACGAGCACCGGAAAUUCGCUCACUCUACAUCUAUUUACACAGUUCGAAUUUUUUACCGGCUCCUUUGUCGCGACUUAUUCCGUACUGAAUACAGCUUGUGGCGGAAAUUACACUUCUGAACAGGGGAUGAUCACGUCACCGAAUUAUCCCAAAAGCUAUCCCCUGAACGCGGAAUGCAUCUGGAUUUUAAAUACAUCACCUGGUAACAAGGUGACUCUCACGUUCUCGGAGUUCGACGUUGAAUCGAGCGAAAAUUGCGAUAUGGAUUAUCUGGAAGUGCGGGAAAACAGCGGAAUCGGCAAGCUCAUUAACGUUUUUUGCGGGACAGACGUCACGCCGAUCACAUCUUCGACCAGACUGUGGAUCAAGUUCAAGAGUGACGGUUCGGGUACCGCCAAGGGCUUCAUGGCUGAGUAUAAUUAUAUCGGUGGAAACGAACUUGAAGGACCUAUAGGACGCAUUACCUCGCCGUUAUAUCCGAGAGCUUACAGAAAAUCGGGUGAAUUUUCAUGGCGUGUCACCGUCCAAAUGGAUUCGGUCAUACGCAUCGAAUUCAAAGAAAUACACAUGGAAAACAUUGACCAAGAAUCGACGUGCCUUUACAAAGGUAGUGUUGAGAUAUUUGAUGGAUAUGACGAGGAAGCGCCAAGUUUGUUGAAAGUAUGCGGCUAUGUUCUACCAGAUCCAGUGCAGUCAUCGAGCAACGUGGUCUUUAUCAAAAUGGAGUUAAUCGGUUAUCUUGGAAUGGGAAGUUGGUUUGAUCUCACGUGGCUUCAAAUACCAAGAGAAACUGCAACUACUUCUAAAGAAGUUACUUUAUCAGAAUGCAACAAGGAGGUAGCUUUGGUGGGCGAUCACAACAACACGUAUGCCUUCAGCUCGCCCGGUUGGCCGACCGGUUAUGACGCCAAUUUGCAUUGCAAUUGGGUUUUUACGUCGCCACCGGGCACACAUUUAGUGCUGAGAAUAAUAACAAUGGAUUUGGAAGAAACUAGCAAUUGUGUGGCAGACGCGGUUUCCGUUUAUUCAGGAUAUGCGUUGACAUCGACAAGUAACGCGAAUCUGGAAAGCAGAUUAUGUCUGUCCAACGCCACCUCGAACUUAAUUCAAGGAACAAAUGUGAUGACCGUAAAAUUCGAUACGGAUUCGUUCAUCAAUAAAACUGGCUUUAACGCUUAUGUGUAUCGAGAUUGCGGAGGCAUAUUAACCGGUCCCAACGGCGUGAUAGAGCACAAUAAUUCUUCUGUGAGAGCGAUUCGAACGUGGUAUUUCACGUGCGAAUGGAACGUAACAGUGAGAUUCGGUAGGACUAUUAAAGUUCAGAUUACGGAGAUGUCCAUAGACGCAAUGUCCGAUCAUUCGUGUGGCGAUAAUUACCUGCUAUUGCGGAACGGAAACGGAAUACUUUCGCCUCUGUUGGGCAAUGGUAAGUAUUGCGGCGAUGUGGCGCCAGAGGAACUGGAAACUACCGGAAACCAUCUUUACGUUAAAGCUGCUGGCAGUGGUCUGCAUCUUCGCUUCAAACUUUCUUACAGAGAAGUGAGCAUGACUUGUGGCGGCGAGUUCGUCUUCUCAAGCAGAGAAAAAAGAUGGAACAUCUCGACUCCCAACUAUCCGUCCAUUCCUCCAACCUAUGCCGAAUGUACUUGGAUAGCGACUGCUCCGCCUGGCGAAACAAUCUCUAUCCAUUUUAUAGAAAGAUUUGAUCUGAGCUACAGCGAAAACUGCGAGAGAGAAUACGUUGAGAUAAGAGACGGCGGAACCGACAGUUCGAAGUCCAUGGGAAGAUAUUGCAAAGACGUGGCACCCAGCAGCAUGACUACCAUCGGCAACAUGAUAUAUAUUCGUUUUUACACGGACGUGCUGGAACCUAAAAAUGGUUUCAAAGCUGAAAUUGUUGCAGGAGAAAUGUGCGGUGGAAUUUUGCGCGGUACCAGCGGUGUCAUCAAUUCGCCGCUUUAUCCGCAUGACUAUCCCACAAACCAGAAUUGCUCCUGGAUAAUAAUAGGACCGACCGAUCACACCUUGAAACUGCAAUUCCGCGAUAUACGACUUCCCGGUUUUCCAACUGGAUGCAACACCGAUUACGUUAGAAUCAGUGAAAGAUUCACAGACAAUACCACUUCGAUAAUUGGAACUUAUUGCGGUCUUGAAAAACCGGAUGUAAUUGAAACAUCGACGAACGAGGUGUACGUGAACUUCAAGAGCGACAACAGGAAUUACAUAAGUUACACGGGCUUCAGUAUAAACUUUACCACUAGCCAAGAAACGUGCGGAGGUUCAUUAUCCGCAAUGAUUGGAAUAAUUAAGUCUCCCGGAUAUCCCAAUCCGCGCACAAAACCCAGAUACUGCGAUUGGCGAAUUACGUUACCAAUUGGUUAUCAAGUUGUAGUGAAUAUUUUGGAUCUAGACGGUGUUACUGAACUUAGGGUACCCAGCAUAGGAUAUGCACUUUCGUUCUUUAAUGAUUUUCGUUUUAAGUCGAAGAUCAAACUGUUAGGACAAAGCGGUAGCGAUAGCACAGAAGAGAUAAGGAGUUCCAGUAAUACUAUGAUUAUCGCUUACUGGUCUUCAAUCGGACAUCGAGGUUUCAAACUUCGAUACUUUGCUCAGGCUCCAGCUCCUUGCGGUGAAAAUAUAAGAGAACGUGAAGGCAAUAUAACGAUUCCCACGACUUUGCCUUUUAACGAAACCUCUUUCUUUUGCAAUUGGAAAUUGGAACCGCCUAAACAUAUGAACAAUUUGGCCAAUGUUACCGGUCUAACACUGACAAUAAAAUUCAGUGGCAACUUGGGUGCAACUUAUCCGAUGUUAGAAACUGGACCUAAUAUUCGAUUUGGACAUAAUUAUUUUAGAUCUUCGAUUCGAAGAAAUUGCGAAUAUCCUCAAUACCUUGAACUCCAUGGCAUCGGAAAGCUAUGCGGAAAUACUACGGAAACGCGGUUCUUGAGAAGUCCACAAAUAGUCAACCAUUUGUCGAUAAUGAACGGUACUUACGGAAAACGUAUGAAUUUCAACUUGCAAUAUCAAUGGCAACCUUGCGGUGGCAUCUUACGAGGUCCGUCUCACACUAUUGUGCCACCAAAAUACAUUACUUAUCCGAUAAACUGCGUUUGGAAUGCGGAGUAUCCUGAAGGUGAAACGAUCAACGCGACUAUUUUCAACCUCGAACUUAAUGAUUGUAACAGGAAUUAUCUUAUUGUUAAGAAUGGUGGACCGACAUCGCCGCAGAUCGAACAAUACUGCGGUGCUUCUGCAAAAACGCAUAGAUACAACAUCAGUAGCAUCUCAAAUCAGUUGUGGAUAGAAUAUUUCGCGUCCGAUAAUUCGAGUCGCUUUGAAGUAAGGUUGGAAGUUGCCAGCGCAGGUUGUGGCGGAUCCUUACACGGUAGCAAUCGCAUCAUUUCGUCGCCUGAAUUCCCCAAACAAUAUCCGAACAACGCUGAAUGUACGUGGGAGAUAGUAGGUGGCAAUGGGUAUCAUAUAGGACUAUCCUUCGUCGAUCGGUUUAAUCUUGAAACUAGUCCUAACUGUGAGAAGGAUUAUGUGGAGGUGUUCGAUUGGAUCAGAGGAGAAGAAACUUACACCAGCGGCGAGUGGAAGAGCCUCGGUAAAGUUUGCGGUAGGAACAUACCUCCGCCGUUUAACUCGACGUCGAACCACAUGAAGGUGAUCUUCCGUUCGAACGAAGCGAUACAGUCGGACGGUUUUCGCGCUGUCUGGUCUGAGAAUUGCGGCGGAAUUUUCCAAGCGACCGACAAAGCCAACUUCAUUCAAUCGCCGUCAUAUCCAAACUUCUAUCCACCAAGCGCUUACUGCAAUUACACCAUUGUAGCGCCAAACGACGAUAUUGUCGUCGAGUUCACGGACUUCCAGCUCGAGCGCGGUCGCGGAGACUGUCGUUUCGACAACGUCACCAUUAUAUCGGAACAUAUGCGAGCGUACAUGGGAGAGACUGUGGAAGUUUAUUGCAGCAAUACCAAACCACCACUGAUAAGAUCGUUCUCGCGAAUACAAGUUAUCUUCAUGACGGACAAAUACGUGCAGCGAAGCGGUUAUCAGUUCCGAUAUUUCAUCAAUAAAUGCGGCGGUAUAAUUACACAACCUGCCGAACUCAAGCCUUUGAUGCACGGAGAGGAAUACUUCGGACGUAUGAAUUGCACUUGGAUCAUUAAAGCGCCGCAAGGGAAGAGUGUACUCGUACGAUUCGAGAAGUUCAUUCUCGAAUUCAGCACAAGUUGUUACUUCGACAACGUUGCCGUUUACGAGGGCGAUACGGUUCAACCUGACAAACGCAUAGCACUGGUCUGCGGUAACUUGACCGAAAAUUUACCUACAUUCAAAUCUGAGUCCAGUUCCAUGGUUAUUAAUUUCAAUGCUGAUAAUUCACGACAUUUCGCGGGUUUCACUGCUAAGGUGUUGUUCACAACAAGUCCGGCUGAUGGAUGCGGAGAGUUUAUCAAUAUGACGUCGAUCCGAACUAAAUCAUUCAGAACUCAACAGGCUGCUACUUACAAGCCGUUCGAGGAAUGCCACUGGACCGUAAUAACACCGCCGGGCAAAAAUAUCAGAUUUACGAUUAACAGCAUGGAUAUUAAAAACUCAACUGGUAACAACAUCACUCGAAGUAGUAAUUGUACCGGUGAUUAUCUCGAGGUUCGAGAUGGCAGUGGACCUUACGCCGAAGUUUUAGGCCAAUUUUGUGGCACCACAUUGCCACGUCCUGUUGUAUCCACCUCAAAUUCACUGUGGAUUAGAUUUUAUACUGACGGCACUUACGAAGGUGCCGGCGCGACAGCCAAUUUGGACGUUAUUGAUUCAUUGUGCGGCUUAAAUAUUCGAGAAAUAAACAAAACAAUACAGGUGCUCACUUCACCGGGUUAUCCGGACACGCAUACUUCUGGAGUACGGUGUCGCUGGACUCUACAACAUUCCGAUAAGUACAGCGAUAGUUUGCGACUACGAUUUAUAGAUUUUGAUACGCCGGAUACCAGCAAAUGCGACACCGAAUAUUUAGAAAUUACCGAGAACAAAAAUUUUAUCAACGAAGGCUUUGGAUCGAAUUUUAUCUAUAGCGGAACAAAGUAUCACCCAAUUUCCGUCGAGAUGGGUAGUCAUCUGCCUUUUUCCUCGUAUAAAUAUUGCGGUAGGGAACUGCCACACGAUUAUUACAGUUACAGCAACAGUAUACAAGUGAUUUUCAAAUCAUUGACCAACGGCUAUAAAGGCUUCAAAUUGGAAUAUAGCACAGCGAAUUGCGAUCGGAAUUACACGAGCGAGCAAGGACGAAUUCUGCAUCAUGAAUUUACGAAUUGUUGGAUUUCAAUCACCGCACCGGCAAACCGCACUAUUUCCUUGUAUUUCAAUCAAUUCAGAAUUUACGACGCGGAGCACUGCACGCACAACGCGCUGCAAGUGUAUGACGGCGACUCCAGCGGACCGCGUGUAAGGACGUUGUGCAGCACGGCGCUACCGAACCCGAUUUUCAGCACCGGCAACAAACUCACUCUACACUCUUGGACCGAGAGCGCUAGCUCUUAUCAAAGUUACGACAUCAUUUACACGACUACGGACGCAGGUCCUGGUUGCGGCGGUCGCAUAUUUAACUUCGGCGGUAGAUUCACCUCGCCGUUGUAUCCCAACAUAUAUCGCAACAACACCGUAUGUACCUGGGACGUGAGCGUGCCACGUGGGUUUAAGAUCAUUCUUGAUUUCCUCAAUUUCGACAUCGGUACUUCGAUACACUGCGAUAAUAAUAAUCUCAAAAUCUAUGACUUUGGACCGACCGGAGAAAAUUUGCGCAGUACUUACUGCGGAGGGGAUGAUCCAGCGAGAAUAGAAGCUGAUAGUAAUCGCGUUCUCGUUAAAUAUACUUCGACAGUGAACAAUGUUGGAACAGGAUGGGUUAUUGCUUUUAUGGCCCAAUCGACCACACAUCCCAUUGAAAUAAUAGAUGGUUGGUAUUAAAAACAUCAAGACUGCGAAGAUCUGCUAUGUGUGUAGAUAAAAUACAAAUAACUACACA
Pseudomyrmex gracilis is the source of this 11444-nucleotide messenger RNA. RefSeq names its product cubilin-like (gene Cubn). The record is from RefSeq and is a predicted model, not a curated record. The transcript has 53 exons. Lineage: Eukaryota; Metazoa; Arthropoda; Insecta; Hymenoptera; Formicidae. The coding region runs from base 92 to 11386 and encodes 3764 amino acids. Gene Ontology annotation, molecular function: calcium ion binding.